Triplophysa dalaica is the source of this 4435-nucleotide messenger RNA. RefSeq names its product phospholipase D2 (gene pld2). The record is from RefSeq and is a predicted model, not a curated record. The transcript has 25 exons. The coding region runs from base 181 to 3015 and encodes 944 amino acids. Gene Ontology annotation, biological process: cell motility; intracellular signal transduction; phosphatidic acid biosynthetic process. Gene Ontology annotation, molecular function: phosphatidylinositol binding; D-type glycerophospholipase activity. Lineage: Eukaryota; Metazoa; Chordata; Actinopteri; Cypriniformes; Nemacheilidae.
CUCUCAAGUUGCCUACGUUGAAUGAUAGAGAAAACCUACGCCUUGGAGGACGUGAUGGAGGAUAAGUUAUCCAGAAGUUUGGGUCGCACGGAGAAAUAACUACCUACGGUAUUUCCAGGUGCCAGACGAUCAGUCAAAUCUCACGCAUUUCUUGUAGGUGUGUCACUGUCCAGUAGCCUAAUGGCUAGUCUUGAGAUACAUGCAGUACAAAGAUGGCGGAAAUGUGUGGACUCUGUGCUGAACAACCUUACUGAGGAUCAAGUUAAAUCUAUCAAAACCAAAUGCGAGGAGCGUGACUUUUUCGUUGUACAUCACUUGACGGAACUAAAGGAGGGAGGCAUCUCGCCUCUUCUUUCUGGCACGCCCAUCACCUGCCGAGUGGAAAAUACAGAGCGAUACACCACCCGCUCCAAGGUAAACAUAUGCACUCUGUACACGGUUCGUCUAACACACGGUGAGUUCACAUGGACGGUGAAAAGAAAGUACAAGCACUUCCAGGAGCUCCACAGAGACCUGUACAAGCACAGAAUGAUGCUGCACUAUUUGCCUCUGGGGAGGUUUGCCAUGCGGAGGCAACAGCUGGGGGGUAUGACGGAGGAGAUGCCGACUUUACAUGGAGCAGACAGAAUCAGAAGAACAUCUAGCAAGCCGAAAUACCUGGAGGAAUAUUUGAACAAUCUACUAGACAAUGACUUCUACAGGAACCUUCGUGGGAUGUUGGAGUUUCUUGCGAUCAGUCCACUUUCCUUUGUCAGAGACCUUGGACCUAAAGGAAUAGAGGGUUAUAUUCUGAAAAGAUCAGGGGGUCACCGCAUCUUUGGGCUCAACUGUAUCGGACACCAUCAGUUCUGCUUCCGUUGGUCUCGGCGCUGGCUGGUGGUGAAGAAUUCGUUCCUUCUGUACAUGUCAAGAGAUCCUCCAGUCGUGUCUUUCGUUCUGCUGUUUGAGCCUGAACUGAAGGUGUUGGUUGGACGCAUGUACACUGACACAAAGUAUGGUGUCUGCAUCGAAAACUUCAACAGGAAGCUGGUGAUUAAGUGCAUUAGCUACAGGCAAGCUCAGUGGUGGAGUCAUGAGAUUCGAAGUCUCUAUGAACAGAGUGAUUUCUCCCAGAAACAUCGCUUCGACGGCUUUGCCCCACCCAGGCCAGACACCCUCACAAAGUGGUAUGUUAAUGGGAGUGGGUAUUUCUCAGACCUGGCCGAUGCUCUGGAACAGGCCAAGGAGGAGAUCUUCAUUACUGAUUGGUGGCUUAGUCCUGAGGUUUUCCUCAAACGUCCAGCCACAAACACAUAUUGGCGCUUGGACAAGAUUCUCAAACGCAAAGCAGAGCAGGGAGUGAAAGUGUGUGUGUUGUUGUACAAAGAAAUGGAAAUGGCACUGGGUAUUAACAGUGGCUACAGCAAGAAGACUCUGACGAACCUUCACCCUAAUAUUAAGGUGAUGCGUCACCCUGAUCUUGUGGGUUCAGCUGUGAUCCUCUGGGCCCAUCAUGAAAAGAUGGUUUCCAUUGACCAAUCUGUGGCCUUCGUGGGUGGAUUGGACCUUGCUUUUGGGAGGUGGGACGACAGUGACUACAGGCUGAGCGACCUGCCAUACCCUAAAAGAACAGCAGAGCCAGACCCAGAGUCUGAAACGGUGGACAGUUCAACAGUUCCUUUGACCGAAAUUUCAUCUGAUGAGAAGUGUGAGGAUGAAGUAGAUCUGAGCUUGAAUGCCCUCUUGUGGCUGGGAAAAGAUUACAGCAACUUUAUCAAGAGGGACUGGACACAGCUUGAUCAGCCCUAUCAAGACAAUGUGGACAGAACACAGGUGCCACGUAUUCCCUGGCGGGACCUGGGUUCUGUGCAUCAUGGGAAAGCAGCCAGAGAUCUUGCACGUCACUUCAUCCAACGGUGGAACUUCACUAAGAUCUUCAAGAGUAAGUACAAAGAUGACUUCUACCCAUACCUACUACCAAAGUCUCACAGCACAGCAGAUAAGCUUCCAUUCACUGUCCCUGGCGCCGCAAAGGCCUCUGUACAGGUGCUACGUUCUGUUGAUCGCUGGUCUUCAGGCACUUGUGAACGCUCUAUCCUUAAUGCUUAUGUACAUGUCAUCGAGAACAGCCAACAUUACGUGUAUCUAGAGAAUCAGUUCUUCAUCAGCUGCUCAGAUGGGAAAAGCAUACACAACAUCAUUGGAGAUGCUAUCGUCAAUCGGAUCCUACGCGCUCACAGUGAGGGUAAGAAGUACAGGGUGUUUGUCGUAAUCCCCCUGCUGCCCGGCUUUGAGGGUGACAUCAGUCAAGGAGGAGGAAACUCCAUUCAGGCUAUACUGCACUAUACCUACAGGACUAUAAAUAGAGGGGAACACUCCAUUCUGUCAAGAUUAAAGGAAAAAAUGCAGGAUGAAUGGACACAGUAUAUUUCUCUUUGUGGUUUGCGCACACACGCUCAGCUCGGCGGUUCCACCAUUACUGAACUCAUCUACGUCCACAGCAAAGCUCUCAUCGCAGACGACCGUUGCUACAUCAUAGGGUCAGCCAACAUCAAUGACAGGAGCAUGCUGGGUAGUCGUGACAGUGAGUUGGCCGUGCUGGUGGAGGAUGAAGAAAGAGUCCCUUCAGUCAUGAAUGGAGAAGAGUACCAGGCUGGACCGCUAGCACUCGCCUUACGAAAAGCGUGCUUUGGCGUGCUUCUCGGAGCAAAAUCGGAUCCAGCUCUCGACAUUGACGAUCCAAUCAGUGAUCAUUUCUUCAACGAUGUUUGGAACAGAAUCGCCCAAUCAAAUGCUGUCAUCUACGAAAAGGUCUUCCAGUGUCUUCCUCUGGACUCCAUUCGCAACUUGCGUGAGUUAAUGGAGCACAGGAACGCUGAAAGCCUCAGCCUCGUUGACCCGGAGAAAGCCGGGCGAGAACUCCAGGCCGUCAGGGGGAUCCUGGUCCAUUUCCCGUUGCACUUUCUGUGCGGGGAGAACCUGCUCCCACCACUUAAAAGCAAAGAAGGAAUGAUUCCUACGGAGGUGUGGACAUAGCAGGGUGGAGUCGAGUAGGGUAUCGAACAGUGCAGUUUAGUGUGAAACACAUUGUCAGUGUCACACAUUAUCAAAACUAAUUGAGAUAGACGGCACCGUGGUUGUCGUAUGACAACAUUUGUCUUUGGGUCUGAUUUUGACUACAGGAAUAGUCUCAGUCCACUAACCACAGGACAAUGUAUUAAGAAUAUAAACAUAUUAUGUCAGAAGUACAUAAUAGAAAUGAUAUAAAAACCGCAAUGAAAUAACAUUCAGGUAAUAUAGAAUGUUCUCUAAUGCCCAUGUACUAACACAAGAUAAUUUAUAAGAGUAGAAACGCAUAGUGCACUUUGCUAAUUAUAUGAAAAUAACAAUGAAAUAACUUUCAUUUCAUCAUUUGACUUAAAGAACAGAUGUUCUCUAAUGCCCACAAUGGGCGUGAAUGUUAUGUCCCGAGUAUUUAAGAUGGCGAGAAUGUAAAGUGCUGCAUAUUAAUGGCAGAAUAAGGAGACAGGAAGGAAAAGCGAGGGAGAGGAGUAUUUUUGAUGACCAAGGAACAGAACGUACAUUUAUUGUUGCAAAUGUGUGUGGGCAGACGGCAUCGCUUUACCUUCUUUUCCCUCUCUUGCGUGCACUACACCUCUCAAUGCAGUGGCAGCAAAUCUGUCAGAACAUUUGUGGUUGUUAUGGUGACUGGUAUAAAGAGCUGACUGCUGAGAGAGAUAGAGAGAACGGACGAAAGAGGGAGGAGGAAAUUACCCAGGAAGAAAAAAUUGACAAACUGUAAAUCUGAGAGACCUGGCAAGCAAGGAUAAGAGAAGUGGUGGUAUACUUGGACAGGUAGAUGAUGUGAUGUUUUUGGAAAGAGGUAGAGGGAGGCGUUACGGGGGGAAGGAGGUGGGGAAGUAAACAUUGAGGUAUUCGGGGGGGGGGGGGUUCUCUACUCAACAUUUAUCACCCCCCUUUAUCUCCAUGACAACCAGGAGAAAUUAUUGUUAUGUAAUAAUGUCAGCGGUUUAGAACGUUCCACUUUCCUCCUUUGGAGGGGGUGUCAAAACAAAUGGAGCAGACUGAAGGACAGAAAUGGAAAGCUAAUUUUCUCACCGUCCCAUUUUAACAUUACUAAUAUUCACGUGUACAUGUAAAAUAGUGCGAAGUUAUACUAUAUAUAAUGUUAUACUUUAUGUGACCUACUUUGAAUAUGAAGAAACCACAAGAUGCAUACCCACUGACAAUAAUACAGUCAUAUUCCACAUUAAGCAAUCAUGUUUGUUUUUUAUAAACUGUCUUUAUAUAUGGUCUUUAUAUGCUUUCAAACAUUUUAAUGUAUCAAUCUCCUAUUGCAUAUUUUUACAUUAUUCAUGUAAGUAGAAUAUGCUUUGUUAAGAAACCAUGCAAACUGUCGAAAAACACUUGAAUUAAAAUCAAUCUUGUCUAACAA